AUGGUCCUUACAAAGCUCAAGAAUAUAGGCAGAGGCUUCUCCUCUCAGGGAAAAGAGCCACAACAGCCUGCACUCGUGGUCAAGGCCAAUAUCAUACAAGCCAAAGACCUCACUGCCAAAGAUAGAUCAGGCAAGAGCGACCCAUACCUCGUCCUUCGACUCAAUAAUGCGAAAUACACGACAAAAGUCAUCAGCUCAAAUUUGGAUCCAAUUUGGAACGAAGAAGCCGAUCUCAGCAUCAGCCAUAAUGCACGCGCCUAUUUAAUCGAGGCAACCUGCUGGGAUAGAGAUCGCUUCACACGCAAAGACUACCUCGGUGAAUUCUCAGUCAACUUGAAGCACCACUUUGAAUCCAUGUCUGUUGCGAAAUUAGAAACACAUGCGCGAUGGUAUCCAUUGAGUUCGUUUCGUCAUGGUAGGCGUUCUAAGACUGUUUCUGGAUCAGUCGAAGUAGCAAUCUGGCUUGAAGAUCCAAGCAAUCCAGAAGCCACACCUGAAGAGCUUCGCGCGCUAUGGCUCGCAUUGACACGAGAAAUCGAGGGACAAGUGGGUGCUGCGAUUGCCAACGCACCACCGGAUGAACCAGUGGGUAUGCGUAUGGCUGAAGAUGAAGAUUCGUCAGAUGAGCCAUUCCUUUCUGCGGACGAAGGAGUCGAUGAAGGCUUCGAUGAUGUGGCGAGCUUGGCUUCUGAUGUUUCACAACUCGAGGUCCUUGAUUCAGAUCUCGACAAUGCCUCUGAGCUAGACUUGACACAGCCCAAUGUCAAGGCUACCAAGACUUCUCGUCGCAAGAAACGCCGAUUACGGCGUGCAAAAAGCAAAAAGCCAUUCCAUUUCAAAACCUCAGCAGAUGGCGACGUGCUUGGUGUUGUCUUUCUUGAAAUUGAAUCUGCCAAGGACCUACCAAAAGAGCGCAACCUCACCAAAACAGGCUUUGACAUGGAUCCAUUCGUCAUUACCAGCUUUAGCAAAAAGACCUUUCGGACGCGCGUUGUACGACACUCGUUGAAUCCAGUGUUUGGCGACAAACUCCUCUUUCAGGUGCACAAACACGAAGCGGGAUACAACCUCAAGUUUACCAUUGUCGAUCGAGACAAGUUUAGUGGCAACGACCUCGUUGGUGAAGCAGUGAUGAAUGUGCAAGAGCUGAUGGAGAUUGGUCCUCACAAGGAUGCAGUCACUGGACUUUACAGGCUGCCUAAAACUGCUGCAGUCAGCGUCUCUGAUGCACCAGAGAAACGCCGUCUGCUUGGCCUGCGACGUCCAAAGCAAAAGCAGGCGUCUCAGGAUGAGGAGGAUGAUGAAGAAGCAGUUGACAAUAUGGCACCUUUCGAUCUGCCGCUGACGCUUGCUCGCAAGGACUUUUGGCAAGACAGGCACAAGCCAACGCUCCAAGUCAAGGCGAAGUUCAUGCCAUACCCUGCUUUGCGACAGCAGUUUUGGCGCGUCAUGCUCAAGCAUUUCGAUUCAGAUGAAUCUAACAGCAUCUCCAAGAUUGAAUUGACCACAAUGCUUGAUUCGUUGGGCGCAACGCUCAAAGAUAGCACCGUGCAGUCCUUCUUUGAUCGUUUCUCGCCCGUGCGCAGUAUCGACAAUGACGCUAACGCUAUUGACGGGCAGACACUGACUGUCGAUCAAUGUGUUAUCUGCCUCGAGGACAUCCUGAACCACAUGACUGCAAAGGGUGACAGUAUUGCCAACAAGACACAUUCCUCGUCUUCAUCCUUUGUCAGUCGCACUUCUAUGCCAUUGCCUAAACGCCAAUCAUCACGAGACACAACACGGCCUGCAUCGCCUGCACUCAGUAAAUCAUCAUCACGACCGCCAAGCAUCAAGACGAGCGACAAGCCUCCCUCGGAAGAUACGCUCGCAGAGGUGGAUGGACAAGAUGAAUACCUCAUUUCUCUUACCCAAUGUCCGCUUUGUCAACGCGCCAAUAUAGAUCGCAAGAGUGCAGUCGAUAUUGUCACCCAUCUUGCUACCUGUGCUAGUCAAGAUUGGCGCAAAGUCGAUCACCUCGUCAUGGGCGACUUCAUUACACCCUCCCAAGCACAGCGGAAAUGGUACACAAAGAUCAUUUCAAAAGUCAGUUAUGGCGGAUACAAACUUGGUGCUAAUUCAGCCAAUAUUCUGGUUCAAGACCGCAUUACGGGUCAGGUACAGGAAGAGCGUAUGUCUGUGUAUGUACGUCUCGGUAUUCGCUUGCUCUACAAAGGCAUGAAGAGCAGUCGUAUGGAGAGUAACCGUAUUCGACGCAUGCUCAAAACAAUGAGUAUCAAGCAGGGCAUCAAGUACGACAGUCCGAGCUCUGCCAAGGAUAUCAAACCUUUCAUUGCAUUUCAUCGACUCAACAUGGAUGAGGUGCUGGACCCUGUUGACUCGUUCAAAAGCUUCAAUGAGUUCUUUUACCGCAAGCUGAAACCAGAUGCACGACCUUGUACCGCACCAAAUGAUCCACGUAUCGCUGUAUCGCCUGCAGACUGUCGCUCUGUCGUCUUCAAUACGCUGACCUCGGCCACUGAAAUCUGGGUCAAGGGUCAACAAUUCUCCAUUGCAAGACUCUUUGGUGAUGCAUACCCGGAAGACGUCGCUCGAUUUGAGAAUGGCUCGUUCGGCAUCUUUAGGCUUGCUCCACAAGACUACCAUCGCUUCCACAUUCCUGUCGACGGUACGCUUGGUAUACCAAAGACCAUCGAGGGACAAUACUACACGGUCAAUCCUAUGGCCAUUCGAUCCAAUUUGGACGUCUACGGCGAGAAUGUACGCGUCUUGAUACCAGUCGAUACCAAGGAAUUCGGUCGUGUCAUGAUCGUUUGUAUUGGCGCCAUGAUGGUAGGCAGUACAGUCAUCACUGCAGAACCUGGACCCGUCUCAAGAACAGACGAGCUUGGCUACUUCAAAUUUGGUGGUUCCACCAUCUUGCUCAUCUUUGAGCCUGGUCGGUUUGAAUUCGAUACAGAUCUGGUGCAGAAUGCAACGGCGUCGCUGGAGACACUGUUGCGUAUGGGCAGUUCAAUUGGACACCCACCGGGUGUAGCUGAUGCCCAACCUGAGAAGAAGGAUAGUGUGACGAUGGCAGAGAAGGAAGAGGCGAGUCGGCAGAUUGCAGGCAGUAUGCCCAUGCCUGGCACUAAGGGCGAAGAUGGCGUGUGGGCGGCGUUGAAAGAUCCUGUGGAAGCGGCACGGAAGGCCAAAGAGGUUGUGUUGCCGCAGGCACAUCACGUAUCUUGA
Protomyces lactucae-debilis is the source of this 3231-nucleotide messenger RNA. Its product is annotated as phosphatidylserine decarboxylase-domain-containing protein. The coding region runs from base 1 to 3231 and encodes 1076 amino acids. Gene Ontology annotation, biological process: phospholipid biosynthetic process. Gene Ontology annotation, molecular function: phosphatidylserine decarboxylase activity; calcium ion binding. The record is from RefSeq and is a predicted model, not a curated record. The transcript is spliced from 2 exons. NCBI's taxonomy places the organism in Eukaryota, Fungi, Ascomycota, Taphrinomycetes, Taphrinales, Protomycetaceae.